Molecule: messenger RNA, 7740 nt
Organism: Bombina bombina (fire-bellied toad)
Lineage: Eukaryota; Metazoa; Chordata; Amphibia; Anura; Bombinatoridae
Gene: PTPRF
Product: protein tyrosine phosphatase receptor type F
Exons: 33
Coding region: 555-6257 (1900 amino acids)
Biological process (GO): protein dephosphorylation
Molecular function (GO): protein tyrosine phosphatase activity; protein binding
Source: RefSeq, a predicted model, not a curated record
AGUCUGAGAGUUGGUUCAGGUAAAUCCAGCUCUCCCUCCCCCAGUCAUUUUAUUUAUUGCAAAAAAAAGAGGAGUCACAAAUGCUGCUGGAUGAUAUUGCAGGGAGAUGAAGCCCUUUCUUGUAAGAUCAUGGAUUAAAUGCCUCCUUUGGAAAUAACUGAGCCAGAUACAUCUCUUCCACUUUUCUUUAAAAUCCAUGUAAAACAAAAAAACAUUGGGAAUUGUACGUUGGAAACAUCAGUAAAGGGACAACAUUGACAAGGUGGAUAUUAUUUGGCUUUACAUACAAGGUAAUUCUUCUUUCGUGUGGAAUAAAACAAUAUAAAGGGCUGGAAGCAGGUGCUUCAGAUCUGUCUUGGUUUCCUAUAGAGAACGUUGGCUGACAGCCUCUCUUCCCUCGGCUUGGAAAGGAAUUGGAAGAGUGAGUUGUCUUAUUACACCAUGUGCCUUGAGAAUAUAAACUUCUGCUUCUUCCUCCAGGAGUGACCUUGUGUUUAUAACGCUGGAUGUAUUAAUCAUUGGCUCCAAGGUCUGGAGAGGACUCUACAUUGAAUAUGGUGCCUUAUACUUGCCUGCUGCUGCUAACCGCGUCAGCGCUACUGCUUUGCUGCUUUAUCACCUCUGUACAAGCAGACAGUGAGCCAGUCUUUGUCCGGAAGCCUGAUGACCAGAUCGGAAUAUCAGGUGGCGUGGCUUCUUUCGUAUGCCAGGCCACUGGGGACCCAAAGCCAAGGAUCACCUGGAUGAAAAAAGGGAAGAAAGUUAGUUCCCAACGCUUUGAGGUGAUUGAGUUUGAUGAUGGCUCAGGAUCUGUUCUUCGAAUACAGCCCCUCCGUGUUCACAGGGAUGAAGCAAUAUAUGAGUGCACCGCCACUAACAGUGUGGGCGAGAUUAACAGCAACGCCAAGCUAACAGUCCUCGAAGAGGAACAACUGCCCCAUGGGUUUCCCAUCAUUGACAUGGGCCCCCAGCUGAAGGUUGUAGAGAAGACUCGGACAGCUACAAUGCUGUGUGCAGCCAGUGGAAAUCCUGAUCCAGAGAUAUCCUGGUUUAAGGAUUUCCUUCCUGUAGACACAGCAACAAGUAAUGGGCGAAUUAAGCAACUCCGUUCAGGAGCUCUGCAGAUAGAGAACAGCGAGGAAUCUGACCAGGGGAAGUACGAAUGUGUAGCCACCAAUAGUGCUGGAACACGCUAUUCUGCUCCAGCUAACCUCUACGUGCGUGUCCGACGGGUUGCACCAAGGUUUUCCAUUCCUCCAAGUAACCAUGAAGUGAUGCCAGGGGGCAGUGUAAAUCUAACAUGUGUGGCAGUGGGUGCCCCUAUGCCCUAUGUCAAGUGGAUGGCUGGUCUUGAAGAGCUCACUAAAGAAGAUGAGAUGCCUGUGGGGCGUAAUGUCCUGGAAUUGACCAACAUCCGUGAAUCGUCCAACUAUACGUGCGUGGCUAUCUCCUCUCUGGGCAUGAUUGAGGCACAUGCACAAAUCACAGUAAAAGCUUUGCCAAAACCGCCUACAGAUGCCAUAGUGACAGAGACAACAGCUACUAGUGUUACUCUAACUUGGGAUUCUGGUAAUUCCGAGCCUGUUUCCUACUAUGUGAUUCAAUACAGACCCACAGCUUCAGAAGGACUAUUCCAGGAAGUAGAUGGCGUGGCAACAACUCGAUACAGUAUAGGUGGUCUCAGUCCCUUCUCAGAAUAUGUAUUCAGAAUAAUUGCCGUUAACAAUAUUGGCCGAGGACCCCCAAGUGAACUAAUAGGGGCUCAGACUGGAGAGCAGGCUCCUUCUAGCCCUCCACUGAAGGUCCAGGCCCGUAUGCUGAGUUCCAGUACUAUGAUAAUCCAGUGGGAUCCCCCAGAAGAAGCCAAUGGGCAAAUAAGAGGCUUUCGGGUAUACUAUACAACAGACCCCCACUUACCUUUUAGCAUGUGGCAGAAGCACAAUGUUGUUGAUAACCUUCUGACCACAAUUGGAGGACUAACCACAGGAACUACAUAUAGUAUCCGAGUGUUGGCCUUCACCUCUGUGGGGGAUGGUCCUCCAUCGGAAAUCAUUCAGGUCAAGACACAGCAAGGAGUCCCAGCCCAGCCCGUGGAUUUCCAGGGGGAAGCAGAAUCGGAUACACGUAUUAUGUUAACUUGGCUCCUUCCACCCCAGGAACGCAUCACCAAAUAUGAGUUGCUAUAUUGGGAAGGACAAGAUGGCCGACAGCAAAAAGUGACCUUUGACCCUGCCUCCUCUUAUGCGGUGGAAGGACUGAAGCCCGAUACUCUGUAUAAUUUUCGUCUGGCUGCCUGGUCUGACAUGGGUAUCGGCGUUUACACCCCACCCAUUCAAGCUAAGACUGCACAGUCCACACCUUCUGCCCCGCCGCAGGAUGUGGAGUGCACAAGCCUUAGCUCCACCUCAAUCCGGGUAAGUUGGGUACCCCCACCGGCCUCCAGCCGCAAUGGGGCCCUGACUCGCUACACACUGGCCUACCAAGCUGUAGCUGGGGAGGAUACAUCCCGGCAUGUGGUCGACAUCAUCCCGCCAAACUUUUCCAGUUGGGAGAUCAAGGAUCUAGAGAAAUGGACUGAGUACAGAGUGUGGGUGCGAGCUCAUACAGAUGUUGGGGCUGGGCCUGAGAGCUCCCCUGUCAUUGUGCGGACAGAUGAGGAUGUGCCCAGUGCACCUCCAAGGAAAGUAGAAGUGGAUUCAGUGAACUCAACAUCUGUGCAUGUGACCUGGAAGUCUCCUCUUCCAACUAAGCAACAUGGUCAGAUACGGGGCUACCAGGUGACAUACGUACGCCUAGAGGGUGGAGAACCACGUGGGAACCCUGUAAUUAAGGAUGUUAUGCUGGCUGAGGCUCAGUGGAGACCUGAGGAGACUGCAGAUCACGAUGCAGUAAUCACUGGGCUCACUCCAGAGACCACUUACUCCAUCACUGUAGCUGCUUACACAACCAAAGGAGAUGGAGCCAGAAGCAAACCCAAGAUUGUGAGCACCACUGGAGCUGUACCUGGCAAACCCUCUUUGAUGAUCAGUGUCACUGAACAGAAUACCGCACUGAUUCAAUGGCACCCACCAAGGGAGAUAGUAGGUGAACUGCUUGGAUACCGUAUGCAAUAUAAGCGUGUUGAUGAGGAGAGGUUCAUUACUAUGGACUUUGGGAAGAACGAGCACCAUUACACCGUGACUGGACUUCACAAGGGUGCCACAUACAUCUUCAAACUGGCUGCAAAAAACCGAGCCGGCACUGGGGCUGAGUAUGAGAAAGAAGUCUCUACACCAGAGGGUGUACCUAGUGGUUUCCCCCAGAACCUUCGAGUUGUAGGACUCACCACUUCCACUACAGAAGUGUCCUGGGAUCCUCCAGUGUUGGCGGAACGUAAUGGAAAGAUUACCAACUACACUGUGGUCUAUCGUGAUAUCAACAGCCAGCAGGAACUCACCAAUAUCACCCGCGACACACACAUAACACUGGUCAAUCUCAAGCCUGAUACUACGUAUGAUAUCAAGGUCAGGGCAAGGACAGGCAAGGGUAGUGGACCACUGAGCCCAAGUAUUCAGUCACGUACCAUGCCGGUUGAUCAAGUCUUUGCUAAGAAUUUCAAAGUGAAUGCCGUGAUGAAAACAUCUGUCUUGCUAAGUUGGGAAGUUCCUGACUCCUAUAAACCAGCAGUGCCUUUCAAGAUUCUGUACAAUAACCAGAACGUGGAAGUGGAUGGACACUCAAUGCGUAAACUCAUCAGCAACCUUGAACCAGACACAGAGUAUUCUUUUGUGCUGAUGAACAGGGGGAGCAGUGCAGGAGGUCUACAACACCGCGUGUCUAUCCGUACGGCCCCUGAUGUUCUGCGGUCUAAGCCAUCUUCUGCAAGCAAAUAUAUGGAGGAAGGCAGGUUCACCCUUAUGUUGCCUCGGGUGCAAACCACUGCCCCAGUCAGAUGGUAUUAUAUAGUGGUUGUUCCACUAGACAGUUCCAGUAGUGGGCUGAGUGCUCGCUGGCAGAGCCCAGAAGAGAUGGAGCUAGAACAGAUUCUGGAAGCCAUUAACCAGGGGGGAUCCAGAAGGACCAGGCGUCAGGCCAGCAGGAACAAUCCAUAUAUAGCAGCUCGAAUCAACUCACUCCCAGAAUCUUUCACUUUGGGUGACAAUAAGGACUACAAUGGGUUCAUCAACAAACCACUGAACGCUGAUUUAAGCUACACCUGCUUUGUACUGGCUGCUCUAGAAGAUGGUGACACGAAGAAGUAUGCAGCCAGCCCGUACUCUGACGAUAUUGUGGUAGAAGUGUCGUCCACAGCUAAACAGCAGGAAGAACCUGAAAUGCUUUGGGUGAUGGGUCCAGUCCUGGCCGUUAUUCUUAUCAUCAUCAUAGUCAUCGCAAUUCUUCUGUUCAAAAGAAAAAGAACAAACUCACCUUCUGGCAAAGAUGAUCAGGCUGUUGGUCUAAAGGACUCUCUUCUAGCACAUUCGUCUGACCCUGUAGAAAUGAGAAGACUGAACUACCAGACCCCAGGCAUGAGGGACCAUCCACCCAUUCCAAUCUGUGACCUUGCAGACAAUAUUGAUAGACUGAAGGCCAACGAUGGACUUAAAUUCUCCCAGGAGUAUGAGUCCAUUGAUCCAGGUCAGCAGUUUACCUGGGAAAAUUCAAACAUGGAAGUAAACAAGCCAAAGAACCGCUAUGCAAAUGUCAUUGCUUAUGACCAUUCACGCGUCAUUCUUACCUCAGUGGAUGGUGUUCCUGGCAGUGAUUACAUCAAUGCUAACUACAUUGAUGGGUACAGGAAGCAAAAUGCAUAUAUUGCAACUCAGGGGCCACUGCCAGAGACCCUCAGUGACUUCUGGCGUUUGGUAUGGGAACAAAGAGCAAAUACCAUCGUCAUGAUGACCCGACUUGAAGAGAAAUCUAGGGUGAAAUGUGACCAGUACUGGCCAGGCCGUGGCUCAGAGACCUAUGGUAUGAUCCAAGUCACCUUGUUGGACACUGUAGAACUUGCCACAUAUACAGUAAGGACCUUUGCCCUCUACAAGAAUGGAUCCAGUGAGAAGAGAGAGAUUCGACAAUUUCAGUUCAUGGCUUGGCCAGAUCAUGGUGUUCCGGAAUACCCAACGCCAAUCCUUGCAUUCCUGCGCAGAGUGAAAGCUUGUAAUCCGCCUGAUGCUGGCCCUAUGGUGGUACACUGCAGUGCCGGUGUGGGUAGGACUGGGUGCUUUAUUGUAAUUGAUGCCAUGUUGGAAAGAGUGAAAAUAGAAAAAACAGUUGAUGUUUAUGGUCACGUGACCUGCAUGCGCGCACAACGAAACUACAUGGUACAGACAGAAGAUCAGUACAUCUUUAUCCAUGAGGCCUUGCUUGAAGCAGUAACAUGUGGGAACACAGAAGUGCCGGCACGCAGUCUGUUUGCACAUAUCCAGAAGCUGUCCCAAGUCCCACCGGGAGAGAGUGUCACCUCAAUGGAACUAGAGUUUAAGCUUUUGGCCAACUCUAAAGCUCACACAUCCCGAUUCAUCAGUGCCAAUCUCCCAUGCAACAAGUUCAAGAACCGGCUGGUGAACAUAAUGCCGUAUGAACUGAGCCGUGUUUGCCUCCAGCCUAUUCGCGGUGUUGAGGGUUCCGACUACAUCAAUGCCAGCUUUAUCGAUGGAUACAGGCAACAGAAAGGUUAUGUUGCCACUCAGGGUCCGCUGGCUGAGACUACAGAGGAUUUCUGGCGCAUGUUAUGGGAACAUAACUCCACAAUUGUUGUAAUGCUGACCAAACUGCGGGAAAUGGGAAGGGAGAAAUGCCAUCAGUACUGGCCUGCAGAGCGCUCCGCACGGUACCAGUAUUUUGUAGUAGACCCCAUGGCAGAGUAUAACAUGCCUCAGUACAUCCUGCGUGAGUUCAAGGUGACCGAUGCUCGGGAUGGACAGUCUCGAACAAUAAGGCAGUUCCAGUUCACAGACUGGCCAGAGCAAGGUGUGCCAAAAACUGGUGAAGGGUUCAUCGACUUCAUCGGACAAGUGCACAAAACCAAGGAGCAGUUUGGUCAGGACGGGCCUAUCACUGUUCACUGCAGUGCCGGAGUGGGGCGCACCGGUGUAUUCAUCACUCUCAGUAUAGUACUAGAGCGGAUGAGGUACGAGGGAGUGGUUGAUAUGUUCCAGACUGUGAAGACAUUGAGAACGCAGCGGCCAGCCAUGGUGCAAACAGAGGACCAGUAUCAACUGUGCUAUAGAGCCGCGCUGGAAUACUUGGGCAGCUUUGAUCACUAUGCAACAUAACUACCGCUUACCCUGCUAGGAGAGCUGGGAUUGAACUAACGGGGGACCAGGCAUUGGAGCAUAACGCUGUGCCGGGUAUUUUCUCUCGUACAGGCAAUGUUCCCAUCUCAAGAAAAUGCAAAGCUUUGCAAGACUUGCUUGGAAUUUCAGCACAACUCAUUAACUUCUCCCUUUCCAUUCCGGUCUUGCCUCUCUGGUCCCUCUAUGGCACACAGGAAAUUUAAAAAACAAAUCUUACUUUUUCUAUUGUUUUUAAUCAUUUCUUUUUUUUUUUAGAUUUUUUUUAAGUCUAAUCAGCAAGUUGUAUGUACUUGUUGGCAUUCCAGCUAAGGCAACACUUUUAAUUUUUAUUUUUCUGUUUGAACUUAUAUAUUUUUAUUAAAAAAAACUAUUUUGGAGCUGGGAGAAAUGAAAUAACUAAAAAAUAAGCAUAAAAAAGGUGCUGGUUAAGGAUCCGUGUGCUUUUGUGCUGGGACAAAAACCUUCAAUAACCACAAAAUGCUCUCGGUUAUGGUAAUGGAUUUUGGGUUAUGCUCAGUAAGCACCUUGUUUUAGUGGUAAAUAUCUGUGGAUGUACAAAAAGCCAAUGACAAGAGAGAAAUCUCUUAGCGACGCAGAAUCCAAAUGAAACCAAUAAUGAUUAUUGGUCUUACAAAGUAUGAAUGUUAGCUGAUACGUUUCAUCUCAUAUUUUCCUUCUCAUGAGCCACCGGUGUAAAUUCAGGGGUUAUGGAUCUAGAGGUUAAGUCAGAGGGACCAAGCUGUAAUAGCAUUGCUCAAUUUUAUUUUAAUCCUCUUUUUUUUUAAAUUUAUUUUUUUUUUAACUCUAGCUUUGAUUUUCACACUGUGUCAGAGCUCGCCUGGCGCGAGGGUCACACAAGGUUGGGGUGGAGGUUGGCAUUAAUGAUACAGAAAGCAAAGAUAUAGAAUAAAGAAUUUAGAGAGUUAUAUUUUUCUCUUAUCAAGUUAUAUUACUGUAGGAGUUUUUUUUUCUUUUCUUUUUGAAGAAAGCAUUUAAAGUGCCACCAAUGGAUUCCCUAUAUCCUGAAAAUAACGUUCAGAAUUAUGAAGAAACGCCUGGACUAUCUACUAAUCCAAUGUGGGGGGGGGGGGGGGCUGUACCUAACUUAAUUGGUACUCUGUAUUAAUACUACUUAAUAUUACUCCUGCAACAGAGGGUGCGGUUCCCUGGAUGCAGAACUAUGAAAUAAAGACGUGGGACAACUAAUUGAAUUGUACUACAAAAUGUAUUCGGUGUGAAGCCGGGAUAACUGCAGGGUCUAUAAUGUUGGAUAAGGCGAUCAUUUUUACCUUGUGUAUACAUUAGUGCUGUUAGGGGUCUGCUCUGUUGUAUACAGUAUGUUUUCUAUUUGUUAAUAAAAAUAAGAAAAUCAAUAAAAAAUAAAGACACAAAAUCUACUAAUACAGCAUCUUUGCCGAAAAUACUCAAUGUUAAUAAAUUUGAAUUAUCAGGUUUCUUAUAA